GAGAGAGAGAGACUGAGAGAGAAAGAGAGUGUGUGUGUGUAAAGAGAGCACGAGGUAGAGGAGGAGGAAGAGGAACGAUGCCGGGUGCUGUGGACACUCGACGGCCGCUCCUGCUGCCCUGUACGUUUGCGUUGCUGCUGCUACUUCUGUGUGCUGCUGAGGGACGGACCCGGCGCCUCAGGAAGAGAGGACUCAACCAGAAGGACUAUGAGUAUCCGAGCCAGUCCCAAUCCACUCAGUACCAAAAGAAUGACAGGUGCCCGCCACCACCACAGAUGCUGCCGGAGCGGGCGUGCGAGGUGCCCGGCUGCCGCUCGGACUCCGAAUGCGAGCGCCACAAGCGCUGCUGCUAUAACGGCUGCAUCUAUGCGUGCUUAGAGUCUGUGCAGCCGCCACCAGUGUUGGACUGGCUAGUGCAACCCAAACCUCGCUGGCUGGGAGGCAAUGGAUGGUUGCUGGACGGACCAGAGGAAGUUCUGCAGGCGGAGGCCUGCAGCACCACAGAGGAUGGCGAUGAGCCCCUUCACUGCCCCACGGGGUACGAGUGCCACAUCAUCAACUCUGGCAACCCAGCCGCAGGCAUCCCCAACCGGGGCCAGUGCAUCAAGCAGCGAGGCAACUCAGAUGGACGCAGCCUAAGACACAAGCAUUUCAAAGAUUACAAGGACUACUUAGGGAGCAACUCCAAUAAUGCAGUGGCCUAUGAGAAGCAUCACCACAAACACCUGGGUUAAGUUCUGUUCCAGGGUUCUGCAUUCCUCCAAGUGGACUUCAGGCUCCUUCUCCUCAGAGCCACCACAUGCCAAACAUCCUACCCGCUCGACAGCAUCAAGCAGCCCAGGCCUGCUCUCUCAUUCUGGUACUGACCACAUCUCCUCCGUCUGACCUCAAGUUACUGGACACAACAACCAACAAUUCAACAUCUGCUACCUCUUCAAUAGCCAAAUAAUUAAAAAAAAAAAAAAAGCCGAAAACGAAACAAAAAGAACAUAAAGUCCAACAGUAUGGGCCACUGCUGAAACCAAAGUUUCAGUACCACACACACACACACACUCAGAGCAGCAAACUUCAGAGACAGACAAAUCGCAACAUGAUAGAAAGUUGUCAGUUUAGACUUGGGAAAUGUAAAAUACACAAAAGCACCUUUUCCCUGAUCCUCAACCCUAGCUGUAAAUCAGGAACACGUGUGUCAGUUAACACACGUUAAACAGGCAGGCUCUACACAACUCCAAAGACCAGUAUUCCUCCAUUCACAUAAUCACACUGUAAAAGAGACGCACACACACACACGCUGCCCUGGACCAGUGUGUGAGUGGGUCAGCAGGAAAUGAGGACCAUGUGGCAUUUCUCACUUCUUCGCAAGACCUCCUGGGUCACAGGAUGAAGAGCGACACACACAGCGACACACACACACAGAGGAAUUUAGGAAAACGACUUUGGACAACUGUGAGGUCCAGAUCCACAGAGACGCCAGAGGUUAACCUGUAGCACAAACACACACACUCACCUCUGACACCUAUAACACCAUCAUAGGCCCUUUCAGAGAGCCAGUCUGAAAUCCUCUCUUUCAUCUUAACAUUAAAAGGGCAAAAAGAUUUAAAAACAAAACACCUCUAAAUUAUAACCUACCACCUAUAAAUCUGACUUUUUCAUUUUUUAAGUAAUUAAAACUAAUUUGUAUCCACCAAACAAUUUUCAUCGCUCUCCUGUAUCAUGGUGCUAAGGUAAACAGUAGAUUGAUAAGCUCACAGGACAUAGCUCAUGUCGGGUGCAGAGGCUCAUCUCUAUAAGCUAUCUCAGGCUCUAAGCUUACUGGGGCUUCUCUCUCUCUCCGAGAUGACCCACGCACAGGCUGCAAGGAGCGGCUCCGCCCUCUACGAGACCCGUCUCUACUCUGGUGCUGCAUCUGGACAAUACUUACUCCAAAUCGAAUAACGGAACGAAUGCUAAACUAUGUGGUUCAUUGUUACAGACAGGAAUUUACAAUAAAAGUACUGAAUUUAUUUACA
This is a messenger RNA of Alosa alosa (allis shad), 2009 nucleotides long. RefSeq names its product WAP four-disulfide core domain 1 (gene wfdc1). Gene Ontology annotation, cellular component: extracellular region. Gene Ontology annotation, molecular function: peptidase inhibitor activity. The transcript is spliced from 7 exons. NCBI's taxonomy places the organism in Eukaryota, Metazoa, Chordata, Actinopteri, Clupeiformes, Clupeidae. Gene Ontology annotation, biological process: regulation of cell growth. Bases 78 to 734 code for a protein of 218 amino acids. The record is from RefSeq and is a predicted model, not a curated record.